GCUGUAACUGUAACUGGUACCUGCGCCGCAACUUCCUCAUUUCCCCCCGCGGUUUCCAUUACGAAGAAGCAAGUGCAGCUGCUCUCGAGUCUGGUGUCUUUCUCCUGCAAACACCAAGCAUCUAAGCAGCAGUUACUUUCUUCUUCCUCCGACCUCGCAGCCACACUUUUACCACAAUUCAACUACUAGUUGAGCUGACCUGUGUACCCCUCCGAAAUUCACCAAAUCUGCCCCGCUCUCAACGCUGCAGAAACAUCUUCACCUAGAACCACUGAACCACUUCACCUAGUUGUCUGGUCACUCUGUCAAAAUGGUCGGCCUGGGUCCUAAACGAAAGCCAUCCCGCAAGGGGUCUAUGGCCGAUGUGCCCAAGAGUCUUCUCGAAGAAAUCCAGAACCUCGAGAACCUCUUCACCGUGAGUGCCGCAACAUUGAAGAAGAUCACCACCCAUUUCGUUUCCGAAUUAGAAGCUGGUCUCGAGCAGGAUGGACGCAAUAUCCCCAUGAAUCCCACUUGGGUCAUGGGUUUCCCAGAUGGACACGAACAAGGCACCUUUUUGGCCCUGGACAUGGGUGGAACCAACCUCCGUGUUUGUGAAAUUACCUUGACCGAGGAAAAGGGAGAGUUCGACAUCAUUCAGAGCAAAUACCGUAUGCCCGAGGAGCUCAAGUCCGGCACUGCAGAGGAAUUGUGGGAGUACGUGGCAGAUUGUUUGGAACAAUUCAUCGAGUACCACCACGAAGAUGAAGACCUCGCCAACCUCCCCCUCGGCUUCACCUUUUCGUAUCCUGCCACCCAAGAGGCUAUUGAUCACGGCGUUCUCCAAAGAUGGACCAAAGGUUUCGAUAUUUCUGGUGUUGAAGGCCAAGACGUGGUGCCUCAAUUCCAAAAAGCCCUCGAAGAAAGAAAACUCCCCAUCAAACUUGCUGCCCUCAUCAAUGACACCACAGGUACCCUAAUCGCCUCCGCCUACACCGACCAGGCCAUGCGUAUUGGAUGUAUCUUUGGCACCGGCUGCAACGCGGCAUACAUGGAGAACUGUGGCUCGAUACCCAAACUCAAGCAUUUGAACCUUCCUGAUGAUCUCCCCAUGGCCAUCAACUGCGAAUAUGGUGCUUUUGACAACGAACACAAAGUGCUACCCAUCACAAAGUACGAUACCAUCAUUGACGAGGAGUCCCCCCGACCCGGGCAACAGGCUUUCGAGAAAAUGAUUGCUGGUUUGUACCUGGGAGAGAUCUUCCGACUUGUCGUCGUGGAUCUGCACGAGAAUAAGAACAUACUAUUUGAAGGACAGGACAUUUCCAAGUUGAAGAAGCCCUACACCCUCGACGCCUCGUUCUUGAGCUUCAUCGAGGAGGAUCCCUUUGAGAACUUGCAGGAGACCCAUGACAUGCUGGAGGAGAAGUUGGGUUUGUCGGCCACGAAACCAGAACUAGAACUUCUUCGAAGACUGGCGGAAUUGAUUGGCACACGUGCCGCACGACUGUCGGCUUGCGGUGUGGCUGCCAUUGUCACAAAGAAGAAGAUGGAGAGCUGCCACGUGGGUGCGGAUGGGUCGGUGUUUAACAAAUACCCACACUUUAAACAACGAGGAGCACAGGCACUACGAGAAAUUCUGGAUUGGCCCAGAGGGAAGAAGGACCCUGUGGUCUUGUCCAGUGCUGAGGACGGUAGUGGUGUGGGUGCGGCCUUGAUUGCUGCCUUGACCAUCAAGAGAAUCAAGGAGGGCAACACGAUGGGUAUCAAGUCCCUGGAGACCCUGCAGAAGUGCGGCUAGAGGACAUGAAGGAUGUUCCAUUGUAGCUACGAGGUAGCUGGGUAUUACAUGUAUCUACCUAGGGUACAUCAUCUCAAGGAAGACAACAUCUUACUACUGUAGAUGAAAUGAUCCAUGAUUACGCCAAGUCUCGGUAGCCUGAACCCUUGGAGACUGAC
This is a messenger RNA of Exophiala mesophila, 1938 nucleotides long. Its product is annotated as hexokinase. Lineage: Eukaryota; Fungi; Ascomycota; Eurotiomycetes; Chaetothyriales; Herpotrichiellaceae. Gene Ontology annotation, cellular component: cytosol; mitochondrion. The record is from RefSeq and is a predicted model, not a curated record. Gene Ontology annotation, biological process: glucose 6-phosphate metabolic process; intracellular glucose homeostasis; glycolytic process. Bases 311 to 1780 code for a protein of 489 amino acids. Gene Ontology annotation, molecular function: ATP binding; glucokinase activity; fructokinase activity. The transcript has 3 exons.